CAGGCACACACACGCACAUGCAUGCACACGUUCACAAGGAUUGGAUUUCUACAUAGCCUCUUCAUAGAGUGGGGUUGGGGGAUAAGGAAUGCAUAGAUAGCCCUGAGGUAUGACAAGGAUGACGAUGAUGAUGAUAAUGAUGAUGAUGAAUCCGUGGGCUGUUUGUGCUCGCCUCAGAACGACCAAACGAUCCAGCGACCAGCAGGACCUUCAUGCAUGUGAACCAGGACUCUUUCGUUUUCUUCCCAAGAGGACAAGUCAAGAUGGCCGUCGCCCUCAUGGUCGCCCUCAUCGUCGCCCUCGUCUUCGACGUCGACGACGUCGACAAGAAGUGGGAAUAAAGUUAAGGUGAAAUCAGAAUCCUGUCGAGGGUAUCUCCAGUUGACGAAUCCUACUGACAGUGAAGAGAAAUUGUUUCAACUCAUUCUCGCGGCUUGUGGCAAAUCAAAGAGAUGAAACUUUUGUUGGCGGUUUUGCUUCUCUGCUUCAUAGCAGAGGUGGUCUUAUCACAAAAGCCCGCCAGAAUUGGGCCCGAUGGCAAACCUUUGCUCAACAGACCCAUCGUAGAGGAGUGCAAAAAAAGAAAAUCCCAUCUGAAGUGGGGCGGCCAUCAUUAUUUCCUCUCGUGGAGGGAGCCUUGGCACAAAUUUGAGGACUGGGAUUGGUUCAAUGGUCGUAACUUUUGCCGUGACCGUUGCAUGGACUUGGUGAGCUUCGACACUCCUGGGGAAUACGAAAUCUUCGCUGCCAUUGCUCUUCAAGACAAUAUCAAUUCGACUUACACCUCGGGCCGAAAAUGCAACUUCAAGGGCAAGGGAUGUGACGCGGCUCAUCUUCAACCCAUCAACAAGAACGGCUGGUUUUGGGCCGGUGCUUCGAAUACCCGCAUCCCCGACACGGAGGAAAACAACGAGUUCUCCUACUGGAGCCCCGUGGGAGAAACGGGUCAGCGACAGCCGGACAACUACGAAGGUCUCAAGGAGGGUCCCAUUGACACUGACUUUGACAUCGGCGUCACCAUCGAGGGUCUCCAAGAGUACCACGAUGAGGCGUGUCUGGCUGCCAUGAAUAACAAGUACCAAGACGGCUUUGCUUGGCACGACGUGGCUUGUCAUUUCCGAUCUGUGAUCAUUUGUGAGGACUCAGAUCAACUCAUCUCCCUAGUCAAGAGCCAGGAUGCCGAGGAUGUGGCCGAGACGGUGGUCGAAGGCAAGAAUGCCGUGGACAUCGACACUUUGGACCUGAUCAGCAUCCAACCCAUCGUGCGCAAUCCUCUCCAGCAGGCUCCACCCCUGGGGCCUGGACCCAAUCGUCCUCCUAACUUCCCUCAGCCCCAGAGACGACCCCGCCCCCCAAUCAGGCCCAAGAGGAGGCCCAGUGGCUUCCUCGGAGCUCUCGGUUUCAGAGGCCUUCCAUUUUUAUUCAAGUAGACACUAUAAUUAGACGAAACAACAAAUCGAAUAAAAUCAAAUGUUUUAUGACGCAAUUAGAA
Molecule: messenger RNA, 1492 nt
Organism: Tigriopus californicus
Lineage: Eukaryota; Metazoa; Arthropoda; Copepoda; Harpacticoida; Harpacticidae
Exons: 4
Coding region: 453-1430 (325 amino acids)
Source: RefSeq, a predicted model, not a curated record